UAACUUCCGAGAAACAACCAAUCAGAAGACUGCCUUUUUCUGCUUGCAUAAGCCUUAUUAAUGCAUAUAAAAUAUAUAUAAAUACGUGUUGAUUUUCGUAAUAAAACGAUCUGUUGCCAGCCCUUGUCUUCUGUUGUUACAUUUGGUGUCGCUGCCUCCAAGAAGAUGAAGAUCCCGUGGCCAGCUGCGUUUGAAGAAGGUGACAUACGGAGCUUCUUACGUGACUUCGAAGCCGUUGCUGAGCUGGUGGGUGUCAAGGAGCAGGCGGCGAAGGCAGUUGUCCUGGGGACGCUGUUGAGAGGCCGAGCGAAGGCUGCAUAUGACAGCGUAGACAGGUCAAAUGGCACAGCGUCUUGGAAGAAAUUGGUUGAACGACUAGUGUCCGAGUUUGACAGCGAAACAGACAGACAGCUAGCAAUGCAGCAGUUCCGGUCAAUGAAGCUUGGACCUGAUGGAGACCCGCUAGUGUUGGCGGUGAAACUGACUAAUCUACUUCGACGCGCGCUUCCCACUUUAGAUGAAGAAUCAGAAGCGCAGUUACUGUCUUCCCAAUUCAUCGAGAGUGUCCCAGACCACAUUUCUCAGCGAUUACAACUGGUUAACGCAACGCAGCCGAUGGAUAUUAGUGAGCUGGCGAAGGUGACCAGACAGCUGCUGAGCACAACGGUAGCCGCUAUAGACCAACCAAAACCAAACGA
Trichobilharzia regenti is the source of this 698-nucleotide messenger RNA. The record is from the annotation of a GenBank genome assembly. NCBI's taxonomy places the organism in Eukaryota, Metazoa, Platyhelminthes, Trematoda, Strigeidida, Schistosomatidae.